UGUAACUUGGUUGCGUUUACAUUAUCAUUUGACUGUACGCGCGAUGUUUUUCGCGGGGAAUCUUCAAGAAGGCAUCGCCCUUGCUGUUCAGCAGCAGAAAGCAGUUGUCUGCUUCGUGCGAGACGACGAAGAAACAAGUACACAAUGGGAGGAGCAAUAUUUCAAGGAUGACGAGUUUGCGCGUGUCCUCGCCGAGAGAUCUGUCCUUUUGCGCCUCGCCAAGGAUGCUCCAGAAACGGGCUUCUUGACGUCCUUUUGUCCCGUUACUAAGUAUCCGACUGUUGUGGUGAUCUUGAAUGGCAUGCUUCGCGAAUAUAUCAUCCCGGAGACGAACAAGGAGGAUUUCCAGCGGCGGUUGAGGGAUGUUCUUGAGGAUAGGAAGGAUGCGACUGCGACUGCAUCUGCUACGGGGGUUGCUCAGGAUCAGGCCCAGAGCCCGCAAUCUCAGCCUCCGGUAGGCACUUCGACUGGGGCGGCCGCAGCGACGACUUCAGCUUCAGCUCCGGCCCCGGCUCCGGUUACUACAGACACAUCUGCGCCUGCGCCCGUUCAUGCGCCUGCUCCUGCACCUGGCGCAAAUCCUGCUUCGAGCUCAUCUCAGUCUGAAACGCACAAUACAGAAACAAGGCACCAGUCGGGACCGUCGCAGAGCGAGAAUAUACGUUUGGGGGAGAGGAGCUUCAAUGUCGCUAGGACUGACAAUGCGCAAAAGUCGGCUUCAAAACCUGCGCAACGGAAGUCGGAACAGAAGCCGGAACAGAAGUCACAGGAGUCAGAGAAGAAGCCAGAGAAGUCACAGCAAAAGCCACAAAAACCGCAGAAGGAAAAGGAAGUGAAGCCGAUUCCCAAGCCUUCAGGCCCCAGUACAACAGAUCGUUCCGAGCAAAAGCCUAAGCCUCCUCGGGGUCCUCCUACAGAAUAUCGUCUCCAAGUGCGGUUGUUCGAUGGUAGUUCCGUGCGGUCAAGCUUCUUGCCUUCACACACUAUCCGCGCGAAUGUCCGUCCGUGGCUUGAUGGUCAAAUGGCGGACGAGAAACGCCCGUAUAACCUCAAGCACAUCAUGACGCCAUUGCCCAACCGAACGUUGUCCAUUGCCGAUGAGGAGAAAUCCCUUGAUACGCUUGACCUCGGGCCCACGGCCAAUUUGGUCAUGAUCCCCAUCAGGACUUAUACGGAAGCAUAUUCUUCGACCGCUAGUCUUCCUGUCCGAGCGGUGUCCACCGUAUACGGACUUGUUUCGUCCACGGUGGGCGCAGCCACCGGUCUAGUCGGGUCGUUUCUAGGAUACGGUCAAACUACACCAGCCCCGUCCCAGUCUAGUCCUGAUCCUUCCACCUUAUCGCAGACGGGAUCCAAUGCAGCAGGGCCACGGCCCACACCACCUACGGGCCCGAGAAUUAGAACGCUACAAGACCAACGCAACGAAGAAGGAGACAAGCAGUUUUACAAUGGGAAUCAGCUCAAUUUUGAGCCUCGGAAAGAUGAUGAUGACAGGUAGUGCGCAUGGUGGGCGAUGGACUUGUACUUUAGCUAGCACAGGGCGUUGAGCGUUUCGAUUCAUCUUACUUUUUCUUCCACAGUUGCAGUGUCUCUG
Molecule: messenger RNA, 1594 nt
Organism: Aspergillus candidus
Lineage: Eukaryota; Fungi; Ascomycota; Eurotiomycetes; Eurotiales; Aspergillaceae
Exons: 5
Coding region: 44-1498 (484 amino acids)
Molecular function (GO): protein binding
Source: RefSeq, a predicted model, not a curated record